AAGUAACUCCGUAAGCCGCGCUUGUUGCAAUCCCAGUUCAUUCGAUGUUUUGUUUGCAAAGUGUGAACGUAAAUUAUACAAAAUCGGUCGAAAUUACUAUUGUGCGAGUUUUAUUGAAAUCGGCGGUAUGAAAUAUUGUGCGCCUUUUAAUAAGUGUUUAUUUUGGAAAAUGUGAAACAGUUACUAAAUUAUUGAAAGUUUUGUGUCAUAAAUUUGUGAACGGAAAAUAUAUUUAGUGCGAUAAUUCACAAGUGUCAGUGGAGCAGUGUAAUAUGAAGCGGAGGAAUUUACUGCUGAAGCUGUGCGCAUUGCUGACAACGCUGUCAUGGCAACUGACAGCUUGUUCAGUAGUACAUGCGGACCAUUCACCUGUCCAAGAUGAUCUCGAUGCUGCGUUAGCGGACAGUUUCUCUAAAGGAUUAGCUAACAGCACUGAUUUAGUGCGUGCCGUACGGGAAUCUAUAAGACAACAUGAACUCCUGCAGCAACGUAAUAAACAUCGCAGAUCGAAGCGUGCAAUCAAACGCGUUUGUUAUGGCGAACUCGGCUGUUUUGAGGACUCCGGACCGUUUGCUUAUUUGGAAAUGCUGCCCUCGCCGCCGCAAGAUAUCAACACCAAAUUCUAUUUUUACUCUACAAAAAAUCGUUCCGAACGUCCACUCAUGGAGUUGCCGUUUUUGAAUAUGACUGACGCUUUUGCCAAAGUCGCACGAUCUUCGCAUUCUAUACGACGCAGAGCCGGUUCAGUAAGUGAUACAGAUGCAAAUAGUUCCACCACAACGACUACGACGACAACCACCACCACGACACAGCGUAGCGUCUUUAAAAGUACGCCACUGACGCUCGACGAAUUGCAUGGUUUCGAUGAAUUGUCGGUACGCGUGAUCGUGCACGGUUUCGGUUCGGCUUGUCCGCAUGUGUGGAUCUACGAAAUGAAAACGGCGUUGAUGGCGGUGGAAGAUUGUAUUGUUAUCUGCGUGGACUGGGAGAACGGUGCGACUUUCCCGAAUUACGUGCGUGCUGCAGCCAAUACACGUCUUGUGGGCAAACAACUGGCCAUGCUUUUGCAGAAUCUGAAGCAGUACAAGGGUCUCAACUUAACGCGCACGCAUAUAAUCGGUUUCAGUUUGGGGGCACAUGUGUCUGGCUUCGCUGGCGCUGAAUUGCCAGGUUUGGCUCGCAUUACGGGUUUGGAUCCAGCCGGUCCACUGUUCGAGGCACAACAUCCCAAAGUGCGUUUGGAUAAUUCGGAUGCGGACUUUGUGGACGUUAUACACUCGAACGGUGAGAACUUAAUACUUGGUGGACUCGGCUCGUGGCAGCCAAUGGGACAUGUGGAUUUCUACCCGAAUGGUGGACGUGUACAAACGGGCUGCUCAAAUUUAUUUGUGGGCGCCGUAACGGAUUUCAUUUGGUCUGCACAAACUGCCGAUGAGGAGGAGGGUCGUUCACUCUGUAAUCAUCGACGUGCCUAUAAGUUCUUCAUUGACUCAGUCGCUCCGCGCUGCAUGUUUCCAGCUUAUCCGUGCAAUAGCUAUGAUGACUUUAUCAAAGGCGAUUGCUUCCCCUGCGCUCAAAAUGACGAUGACGUUGCUGAAGGUGUACCAAGAUGCGGCAACAUGGGCUACUACGCUGAUAGGUCCACUGGCCGUGGACAACUGUACCUACUAACAAGAGAAGAGGAACCAUUCUGUGCGCAUCAAUUCAAGCUGGAAAUAUUCAAUUCCUUCAAUGAUUUGCCGCUACGCACUAUCGGACGCUUGGAGGCGACGCUUGAAGGCGAAGGUGGAUUAAACGAAACCUUCAAAAUAUCGGAAAAAGACGACUCUGAAUUCUUCGCUGGAGAUAUUGUUUCAAAAAUCAUUGUUCCACAUCCCGCCUUAGGUUUUCCAACCACACUUAGUUUACACUACAAAUCCUAUAGUGGUUGGUUGUCCAAGGGACUGCCGCACUGGGACAUUGAUAAGGUAGUUUUAACCGACAGCUUUGGACGCAGUCAUUCCCUCUGUAAACCAUCGACUAAGCUUUCAUCGGGUACACCUGUGCGUCUAAAGCUGCUUACUGGUAAUUGUGAAUUGGAGAACCAGGAAGAAUAUGGUACUUAUAAUGUGCCUACUACCUCGGUGCCGGACUCUAAUGGACAGGAGAGUGUAGACAAUUUGGAAACCGAUAGUAUAGAUGCCGCCAAACAAAGUAAAGACUAUUUCAAUCUCGGUACUAGUUUCCGACUGGACCAAAAUAAUACAUAUUCUGACAACGAUUUACCCUGGCAACCUAUAUUCGAAGGUACUAAUUCGCUAGACAAAGAAGUUGGUGAAUCUAGUCGCAGUUUAUCCGUCGAACCAACUGAAAUUUUCGAACCCGUUUUGAACGACCGCCGCUUGGGGCUUAAGAAUGCACGUAACCUGCAGGAAUAUGGUGUAACCACGGAAGAGAUAGUUGAGCCCGUUUUAAAGGCGACUACACCACGUGUGAAGAAGGCAAAGGAGAUUGUCUUCACAGACUCGCCGCUGGACACAAAGAAACCGGAAAUUAUUAAAAUUACACCGAUCACUGUGCGCAAUGGACCCGAGCUAUCGAAGCAGAACUCACAGGAGGAAGUCAUUACUGUGCAAUUGCUGCCCUUCCGUCUCGGAGAUUUACUACAACGUGCAGAGCGUUACGCACGCGAAACGCUCCUACCGUUGAUCUCUGUGCAAGCGCCGAAAUUCUUUGGCUUCAAUGUAGGCGGCUCACCAGCAAGUAGUACUGAACAGCCAGCUACCCUUAAGGAAGAACCCCGUAAACCACGCUAUAUACCACGUUUUGAGGAGGCGUCCUUUUUGCGUGACAAACGUGUCGAGGAAAAUCGCCCUGUUCACAAACCGGUUUCAGAUUUCGCAGUAUCUGAGUCCCGAACGCAGCGUAAUAUUUUCAAACUCUUAAGACCGGAUAAUCUGGAAAAAGCAACGACUAGUAUUGACAGUAGUGUUGAUCGCUCGGGUCAAAAGCGUGCGCUUAGCUAUUACACCAAUAUGAUGCUCUCUGAAUCGCGGGCAUUACGGCCGGAAGAUCCCAGUUAUGAGCCAGUAUUCAUAGAGUUACCCACCUAUAGGCCAGGAAAAGCGACGAACCAAAAGUCGGUUGAACGAAAACCCUGAAACUACAUAAUUGUAUUGGUUACCGAAAACAGUGUGGGUUAAACACUAUUCGAAUUGUGUAGAACCGCGUGAUAAGUCAAAUGCUGUAGACGCUCACCUCGUCAUUACCACUUUCUUUUGAAACAAAACAAAAAUUAAAAACGAAUUUGUCAAAUGCUUCGCCAUAAAGCUUGGCCGCUUUACUGAAGCUGCAAUUAGCCCUCGGUCUAACCAAAAAGAAGUAUAACUAAAUAAAUUGUAUAGAUAAUAAAAAUAAAUAUUAUUGUGAUCGCCAUUUACGUGCAACCAUGUGAGUCGCCACUAAUUGGCUGGUUUUAGAAUUUCCUUCCAUUCGCGUCCAACUUUAUAAAAUUAUUUAUAUUUAAUAUUAUCUCUUUAGAGAAUAUUUAAAUUGAAUUUUCUGUAAAUAUUUCUAACCCUAUCACUGUUUUCCACUUACUCUAAUUGCCUAUGUAUAUAAUUUCGAAUAUAAGUAAAAAAUGCUUAGUUAAGAAAAAAUGAUUCCUGGCUCCUGCGAGUGUCGUUCGCUUCAUUGCUUGGAGCCAAGGUCUUGUUGUUUGGAAUGUGUUAGGGCGUAGGUUAUAAUUUAUAUUAAGUACAUACAUAUAUUUUAU
Bactrocera tryoni is the source of this 3754-nucleotide messenger RNA. RefSeq lists its product as uncharacterized. The coding region runs from base 273 to 3140 and encodes 955 amino acids. Gene Ontology annotation, molecular function: lipase activity. The record is from RefSeq and is a predicted model, not a curated record. Lineage: Eukaryota; Metazoa; Arthropoda; Insecta; Diptera; Tephritidae. The transcript has 7 exons. Gene Ontology annotation, biological process: lipid metabolic process.